Portunus trituberculatus (swimming crab) is the source of this 3099-nucleotide messenger RNA. RefSeq names its product short/branched chain specific acyl-CoA dehydrogenase, mitochondrial-like. Gene Ontology annotation, molecular function: flavin adenine dinucleotide binding; acyl-CoA dehydrogenase activity. Bases 141 to 1418 code for a protein of 425 amino acids. The transcript is spliced from 9 exons. The record is from RefSeq and is a predicted model, not a curated record. Gene Ontology annotation, cellular component: mitochondrion. NCBI's taxonomy places the organism in Eukaryota, Metazoa, Arthropoda, Malacostraca, Decapoda, Portunidae.
UAAUAUUACAUAAGAAAUUGCAUAUUAGCCGACGUUUGUGACACCGAUCUCUACCAAAGCUUAGGAAAAAUUUGCUGAAGGCCAAAGGGAGUCUGCUGCUGCUGCUGUUGAGUGCUGAUCUGUUACUCCUUUGUGCCAGGAUGCUGAGUCGCGCCCUGAGCCAUGCCAGCCGGCGGUGUGUGGCCAUGCAGCGCUUCCACACGACAGCCAGUGUGCGGCAGCAGAAUAUUGCCGCUCAGCAUGAUGGAGUGGCUGCGUUCCGCCCUGCACCACUCACUGUGCUCUCGGAGGACGAGGAAAUGAUGAGAGAAACAGUGGCCAAAUUUGCAAGUGAACAGAUUGCACCCGUGGUCAGCAAGAUGGACACUGAGGGCUGCAUUGAUGAGAAAGUUUUCAAAGGCUUAUUUGAUAACGGGUUCAUGGGAGUGGAAAUAGAGACUGAGUAUGGCGGAUGUGGCUCCACUUUCUUUGUGGCAAAUCUGGUGGUGGAGGAGCUGGCCAAAGUGGACCCAGCUGUCAGUGUUACCUGUGACAUCCAGAACACCCUUAUCAACACGCUCUUUAGGAAGCUUGGCACAGAGGAACAGAAACAGAAAUACUUGCCAAAGCUUUCCAACGAAUAUACAGGAAGUUUCUGCCUCUCGGAAACAGAGUCUGGAUCUGAUGCCUUCUCCCUCAAGACCACAGCAGUGAAGGAUGGCAGUAAUUACAUCAUUAAUGGCUCUAAGAUGUGGAUAUCCUCCGCUCCUCAGUCUGGAGUGUUCCUGGUCAUGGCCAAUGCAAACCCCUCUGCUAGCUACAAAGGCAUCACCUGCUUCAUUGUUGACGCUCAAACCCCCGGCCUCAGUGUGGGCAAGAAGGAGGACAAACUGGGCCUAAGGGCAUCCAACACCUGUGCCGUCCAUUUUGACAAUGUUGUGGUGCCAGAGGAGAACAUUCUUGGUACCUUUGGACACGGCUAUAAGUAUGCCAUAGAGAUGCUGAAUGAGGGGCGUAUUGGCAUUGGGGCUCAGAUGGUGGGUCUGGCACAGGGCUGCCUUGAUGCCACUGUUCCAUACAUACUCCAGAGGAAGCAGUUUGGAAAGAGCCUCUUUGAGUUUCAAGCAAUGCAACAUGCAGUGGCUUACCUUGCUACUGAGAUAGAGGCUGCCCGCUUGCUGGUGUACAACGCUGCAAGGCUGAGGGAGAGCAACCAGCCAUUCAUCAAACAAGCUGCUAUGUGCAAGCUCUACAGCUCAGAAGUAGCCACUCGAGUAACUUCAAAGUGCAUAGAGCUCAUGGGAGGUGUUGGCUUCACUAAGGAUUACCCAGUGGAGAAGUUUUACCGGGACUGCAAGAUUGGUACCAUUUACGAAGGCACAUCUCACAUCCAGCUGAAUACCAUUGCAAAGCUCAUCGGACAGGAAUAUACCUCUUAGUUCUCCAUAGAUUUGCCAAGAGGGAAAUGGUGAAAUAGAAACUUGAAUUAUUUAGUUCUACAAGAUUAACUACUUAGAAUUUUGUAGAUACCUUGUGAUAUUAGUGAUUUAUUGCUUUCUCCAUUAACAAGAUACUUGGUAGAUUGGUGUAUGGCAGGCUGAUGUGUAAUGGUAAGUAGUGUGUGUGUAGCCAUGGCUGCAAUAUGUGGGCAUGAAGGUGAUAUACAUGAAUUUUUGUGCGUAAAUAUUGUUUGUAUGAUGUCCUAGAUUGAGAAUGUUCCCUAGACCACUAUGUUUUAUGCAGUGUGAUGCUCUCAUUUUUCUUCAAUGGGAAACUUAUCGCAGUAUUAAAAGAUUCUCAGUCACAAGCUACCGAACAGUUUAAUGGAAUUCGACUGUAUUAGAUUUUGCCUAAGGUAUGAAAUGUAGUGUUCAGGGUUCUAGUCACCUUAUUAUUCAUACUUCGCAAGCGAACCACUUUAGUUUUGUGGUCUAUGAAGUAAGAUAGCAAAAUAUAACUCAUAGUAUAUAGAUUAUUUUUAUAUCUGUACAUAUAUUCUGAGAGGUUUUAGUUGUUUAGUUAAGUGGGUUGUCUUUUUCUUUUAAGUUCAUCAGUCUGUCUAAUGCUUCUCUUUCCAUUUAAUUUAACUAAUCUACGUACAUGCACUUCUUUUCAUCAAUUCCACCACCUCAGACUACUCAUUUUCACAACUUCCCAAGCCAUGAUGGACAAAAAUAUGUCAAAUUUUUUGCACAAGAUUUUCAGUUAUACAUACCAAGCUUUCUAGAGAGGUUGUAUGUGGUUCCAGAGGAGUGGCAUUGUCACGCCUUUACUGAAAAAGUGCUACAGGUCGUAAACAGUGUAAAAUACCUUUCUUUUGUGUAAUGCAACAGUGUACCAGAAGCAAUGUACUCUGAUUUCUGAGCGGUAAAGAGAAGAAGGGGUUUAUGUAGAUGUGAUCCUGCCGGUGGUUGGAUAUAAGAGUUGCUUAUCAGAUCUAAUUCAUAAUUUCUGUAAUUGUAGCCUCAGCAUUGGUGUAUGUGUGGUUGCAGGUGUGUGGUGUGUGUACCUUGGCUGCUUCCCUGUGUAGAGACAUCAUUAGGAUAUUGAAACACUGCAGAGACUCAAACAUAGUAUGGCCAACUCCCGCCACUAAGGAAACAGCAAAGGAGAAAAAUUUUAGGAUAUUGAGAAUACUAUGAAAAAAAACAGAAUGUAUUAAGAUAUAGAAGCAGAUUACAUUCUUCAUGGUGAUGACUUGCCACUCCCUGUAUGCACUCAGGUGGGUCCUAAUGCUAUAAUGCCUCAAAUUAUCACCAAUGAACUGCCAGUUUUCCAAGUUUAGUCCACUGUGUUUCUUUCAACUUCUUGUGUAGAAUUUAGUCAUCCUUUGUGAUUAUACAGUGCCAUAUGACCAUGCUAUUGUGACACUGUAACUGAGUCAAUUUACAGUUUUCCAUUAUGUCUGUUAGAUAUGGGAUUUGGCAUAGUUCAGGUAACAAAGUCUGUUUAUAUUUUGUCUUACGGUACCUCAAAGCAAAUCCUCAAGAUUAUUGCUGUGUCUUUCCACAAAUUCAUAUUAGUGUUGCUGGCAGUUUUCAAGUGAAUAUGUAAAAAGGGAAAAAGUCUGAAUAUGGAAACUUUCAUAAUUUUGGAAUAUGAAUAAACUAACCAAGAACA